This is a messenger RNA of Alosa alosa (allis shad), 1169 nucleotides long. RefSeq names its product syntaxin 1A (brain) (gene stx1a). Gene Ontology annotation, cellular component: presynaptic active zone membrane; plasma membrane; SNARE complex. Lineage: Eukaryota; Metazoa; Chordata; Actinopteri; Clupeiformes; Clupeidae. Gene Ontology annotation, biological process: intracellular protein transport; exocytosis; synaptic vesicle fusion to presynaptic active zone membrane. The record is from RefSeq and is a predicted model, not a curated record. Gene Ontology annotation, molecular function: SNARE binding; SNAP receptor activity.
UUUGGAAACGCGCGCUCACGGCAUAUCCACUCCGCACACACCUGUCUGCAUGCUCUUUGAAAUGAACUGUUGGCUGCGGUCGGUGGCUUCUCGCGGUGACGAUACACACUGGUCACAGAGACGCAGGUGUGGACAGUUUGUCUGAUCAUGAAGGACCGGACUCAUGAACUUAGACAUGGAAAAGACCUUGAAGAGGAGGAUGAGGUGGUUGCAGACAUGAGGAAGGGAUUCAUGGAUGACUUCUUUGAGCAGGUGGAGCAGAUCCGAGGCUUCAUCAGCUCUCUGUCUGAGAAGGUGGAGGAGGUGAAGAGGAACCACAGUGCUAUCCUCACCACAGCCCACCCUGAUGAGAGUAAGACCCAACUAAUCAAUCACUGAUCAACCCUGAUGAGAGAAGUGCUGUCGCGAUUGAUUGGUAUUCAGCAAACUAUUGAGCUGGAAAGGUCGAACAUGUCAGCAGACCUGAGGAUUCGCAAAACCCAGGAAACCACUCUGUCCCGUAGGUUUGUGGAGGUGAUGUCUGAGUACAAUGCCACACAGUCCGACUACUGUGAGCGCUGCAAGCACCACAUCCAGCGACAACUGGAGAUCACUGGUAGGAACACAACAAAUGACGAGCUGGAGAUCAUGUUGGAGAGCGACAACCCUGCCAUAUUCACAACAGGGAUCAUCAUGGACUCCAAUGUCACACAGCAGGCUGUGGAUGAGAUUGAGACUCGACACACAGAGAUCAUCAAGCUGGAGAACUGCAUCAGAGAACUACACGACAUGUUUAUGGACAUGGCCAUGUUAGUAGAAAGCCAGGGGGAGCUGGUGAACAACAUAGAGAAGAACGUGUGCAGUGCUCAGGAGUACGUGGAGAAGGCUAAGGAGGACACCAAGCAGGCAGUGCUCAUACGGAAGGGCGGACGCAGGAAGCUGCUGCUCAUUGGAGGAUGUGUUGCUGUCACUCUGAGUGUUCUCAUCAUUGGAUUGGCUAUAGGCCUCAGUUAGACCCACCCCCAUGUGACCUGCCCCUCCUAGGCUCCACCCUCUGGUGGUUAGGGCUGAUUUGAGCUGCGCAGUCGAGACAGGUGCUGAAGUCUCAGACACUAAGACACUAAGCUACAGACACUAAGGCACAACUACAGACAUAGCUACAGACACAGCUACAGACACUAAGGCACAGC